This is a messenger RNA of Colossoma macropomum (tambaqui), 2078 nucleotides long. It is a transcript of the gene sack1d, whose product is annotated as family with sequence similarity 83 member D. The coding region runs from base 41 to 1681 and encodes 546 amino acids. The record is from RefSeq and is a predicted model, not a curated record. Lineage: Eukaryota; Metazoa; Chordata; Actinopteri; Characiformes; Serrasalmidae. Gene Ontology annotation, biological process: regulation of ERK1 and ERK2 cascade; positive regulation of cell cycle G1/S phase transition; protein localization to mitotic spindle. The transcript is spliced from 4 exons. Gene Ontology annotation, cellular component: cytosol; mitotic spindle pole.
UCCUAAACUGUUCGUUGUGCUGUAGCGGUGGGUUUUCAGCAUGGCUCUUUCUCAGACCAUCGACGACUCUCCGAAUUGGAGAAUUCUUAGGCCCCCACCGGACUGCGAGCUCGCCGCUGUUUAUAAUGAGCAGCACCGACUGGCUCUAGAGGCUCUGGUGUCCGGGGGCGCAGAGUCUUUCGUGAAGUUCUUGCGGAGGGAGCGGCUGCCCUGCUUUCUUUCCGCCGCAGAGCUCCGGGGGAUUUUGGCCGCUACAGCUCCACCUGCCUGCCCCCUGGCUCUGGAGGAGUCGGGCUCAGAGCAGAGCGCCACAGUCGACGGAUCGUCUCUCACAUACUUCCCUGAGGUGUCGGAUGUGGAGCCCCCGCUACUAGAGCUCGGCUGGCCCGCCUUCACCACUGGGUCGUUUCGUGGUGUGACCCGGGCAGUGGCGCACUUCCAGCCCGCUUACGGAGACUCCAUCUAUCGCUGCAAGGAAGCGGUCCGGAGGAUGAUCCGCAGCGCCAAGGAGGUAAUUGCCAUAGUAACAGACUCUCUGACAGAUUUGGAUAUUUUCCAUGACCUGCAGGAGGCAUCUUUGCGCCGGGUGCCUGUUUACAUCGUGCUAGAUCAGUCAUCCCUCUCAGAAUUCCUGCAAAUGUGCAAAAGUCUUCAUGUGUGUCUGGAUGAGCUCCGGCAUAUCAGGGUGCGGACCAUAACCGGCUCGACUUACUACCUGAGGUCAGGUGCGCGGAUCGCUGGGAAGGUUCACGAGCGCUUCAUGCUGAUUGAUGGAAACAGAGUGGCUACAGGCUCCUACAGGUUCAGCUGGACUGAUGGUAAACUGAACAGCAGUAACCUGAUUGAGCUUUCUGGCCAGAUAACAGAGAGUUUUGAUGAAGAGUUCAGAAUCCUGUAUGCUCAGUCCCUCCCAGUGAACACCAGUGCACCCUCUAGUAUCAGAAACAGCGGAAUCUAUGACCACCUACUGCUCAAAACCCCAGGAACUCCAUGGGGCAGGGCAGCCAGCCUGGUUCCAGCAUGUCUGACCAGCACACCCAACACAGCCCACACCCAGCAGAGCAGACAGAUCCAACAGAUCAGUAAAGACAAGGAGAGUGAGGGUAGGAAAAGUUCUCCAGUGUCUGACAGCUCCACACUCGGAGAGGACUGGAUGGAGCAGGAACUUCGACAGGACAUUAUUGCAUCUGAAGAACCUCCAGGUUUAUCUCCUCUGAAAGCAGAGGAGGUUGAAAGCCCCAUUAGCUGUCAUUCUGUUGGAGUUAUGACCUCUUCAGCUGCCCAAAUCCGCCACAUUUCCACACAAACUAGCCCAACAGCACACUGCACAGUCCAGACAGAAACGCACCUCUCCCCUCCAUCCUCAAGCUCCUCCUCCACCACAAGCUCUUCCCCAUUGAGUGAUGGCCCUGCCCCCCAGAUGUUAAACCUCCGCCCCCCGAUCCAAGGCAGUAACCUUAGGAAGUGUUUCUGCAGACUGGCCAAAGAGCGGCAGCUCCACUACACCACCAUCCGCUCCAAACUGGACCACAUGAUGCUGCUGUUGGCCCACAGGCGUGAGCAGGUAGACGUGGGUUUAUCCCUCGGCUCCAACCUACACAAGGCCUACAGGGGCCCCGCCCACGCAGUAAUGGAGGGACCAUUUAUGGGAACGUGGCCAAGAGCAAGGGGUCUGCAGUGAAGGAUGGGGGAAGGGUAGACACAUGAUUUAAAUACCUCAGUUUUAAUACAUUUACACAACCAAGAAAAGGUUUUUAGUAAAUAAGGCUGUAGAUAUUGGUUAUCAAAGUUAUAGUUGUUGACAAUGUCAAUAACGGAUAAACACUUUAAAAACAAAAAAAAACUCACUAUAAUUCUGUAUAAUGUUCAUAUGAUCCAUGUGAUCAUUAUGGCAGAUUGAUGUACUACAGCGAGCUUAGGCUUCUAUAAAAAGAAAUCGCUUGUCGCACACAGUAAAACACUUUAGAUGCCACUCUCAUAUAUCGCAUUUUUCUUUACAGUGGUGAUGGUGGUAGCUUGUGAUGUCUUCAACACAAAUAUAGCCAUUUUAUUUAUUAAUGACUGGUGAACCUACACAU